Messenger RNA from Diachasma alloeum, 602 nucleotides. It is a transcript of the gene RpL40, whose product is annotated as ubiquitin-60S ribosomal protein L40. Gene Ontology annotation, cellular component: ribosome; nucleus; cytoplasm. Gene Ontology annotation, molecular function: ubiquitin protein ligase binding; structural constituent of ribosome; protein tag activity. Bases 89 to 475 code for a protein of 128 amino acids. Lineage: Eukaryota; Metazoa; Arthropoda; Insecta; Hymenoptera; Braconidae. Gene Ontology annotation, biological process: translation; protein ubiquitination; modification-dependent protein catabolic process. The record is from RefSeq and is a predicted model, not a curated record. The transcript has 3 exons.
CCGGCGGAAGUUGAAGGCGCCACCAGCUCGGUCCAUUCUUUUCUGGCCGAAUUGUGUGGCCUGCACGUUGUCGACACAUCGAGCCACAAUGCAGAUUUUCGUCAAGACAUUGACGGGGAAGACCAUCACCCUUGAGGUUGAGGCUUCUGAUACGAUCGAAAAUGUCAAAGCCAAGAUUCAGGAUAAGGAGGGCAUUCCUCCAGACCAGCAGAGGUUGAUCUUCGCUGGAAAACAAUUAGAGGAUGGCCGUACUCUCUCUGACUACAACAUCCAGAAGGAAUCAACCCUUCACUUGGUGCUUCGUCUUCGUGGUGGUGUCAUUGAGCCCACCCUGAGGAUUCUGGCCCAGAAAUACAACUGCGACAAGAUGAUCUGCCGCAAGUGCUACGCCCGUCUUCACCCAAGGGCAACCAACUGCCGCAAGAAGAAGUGUGGACACACGAACAACAUUCGCCCCAAGAAGAAGUUGAAGUAAACAGCAAAACCAUGUGCAGGCAGUCGAAAAAUACUUUUUGUAUUAUUUUUCGAUUGUGCAGAAAAACGCAGAGCCUGUAUCCUAUUUCUAUCAAUAAAUAAAACGUCGGAAUGACAUUUAAAUCCUG